Aspergillus uvarum CBS 121591 is the source of this 1151-nucleotide messenger RNA. RefSeq lists its product as uncharacterized. The record is from RefSeq and is a predicted model, not a curated record. Lineage: Eukaryota; Fungi; Ascomycota; Eurotiomycetes; Eurotiales; Aspergillaceae. Bases 143 to 997 code for a protein of 284 amino acids. The transcript has 2 exons.
CAGUCAUCUUCUGAUACCAAAGCUUUGAGUGGUUUGCGACGUUCUUGAAACUGCCAAACAGUGCUUCUGCUUCUCCUCCCACCAAGUCACUGAUCCCGGUGGGCUCAGAUCAACAAUUCUAAACUUCUAGGCUUCCGUUACAAUGGAGGAUCUCAGCUCCAGUCCGGACCUUCGUCCUACCGAGCCAACCAACUCAUCGUCAUCACCUUCACCACUUCCAGUUCUUACCAAAGAAAAGGUCCAAGAAAAUCCUACGACUACACGCAAACCGCAAGGGAAGUCCCGAUACCCAUCACUCGAGGCGAAUCCGGAUCCAGCCGCCAAGCUGAAGCGUUUCUCGCAGCGGCAGUUCAUAGCAGGCCUCGACAAUACACGAGUGGAGUGGCCGGUGAAAGGGACAUUCCCGGAGAUCGAGCCUGGUCAUAAUUACAAAAAAGCAGUCGAACGGGUCCGCAAAUUCUACGGGAUCUGGAAGAGUCACGGUCUGAAGCAUGCACCCAAAUGCUACGAGCGCUGGGUGUUGUCCCAGCCAGAGAACGAGCGGGAGAGACUCACACAAUGCACAGAUUUCAAGGAGUUGCGUUGUGCCCUGAGUGCCGCAUACGAUGUAGAAUGGGCCUCGUACAUCUUCUCUUGGGCUACGAGUGUCGUCUCGUUUCAAGACUGCUCUUCACUGGGGCAAGAAUUCCUAAAGUACUGUACCAUACAGCUGAUGGUCCGCGCUCACUUAACUGCUCUCCGUCAAAAGUCAACAAAUCCUUCUCCGGAGCUGGCAAAGUUCGACCGUCAGUAUUUACUCGCGUCGUUCGAUGGUCUUCACACACACGAGAAAUGGAGGAACUUGACUGUGGAGGACUUUCCAUUUCGAUCUGUGCCAGCUUUGCGGAAGCGAGCAUGCCUGAGGCGAGUUGAUAUGAAUGCUGGUAGUGAUGGCGAUGUUGAGAUCGAGGGAGAACAUCCUAGGACGAAAGCGCCCGCACACUGUUCUCGGGAUUAGGUCCGUUGGAUGUUCACGGGCCUACUCGUGAGCUAUUUGUACCGGUGGUUUUGAGGGCUUGAAUGACAUUCCCCAAGGGACCUUACAAAGAAUUGGGUAUAAAAUAGCGGAUACUUACUACGCUAACAUUCAGGAUCUGAAGUAAGGCGCAGAA